Messenger RNA from Oncorhynchus masou masou (cherry salmon), 4140 nucleotides. RefSeq names its product B-cell CLL/lymphoma 6 member B protein-like. NCBI's taxonomy places the organism in Eukaryota, Metazoa, Chordata, Actinopteri, Salmoniformes, Salmonidae. Gene Ontology annotation, molecular function: RNA polymerase II cis-regulatory region sequence-specific DNA binding; protein binding; DNA-binding transcription factor activity, RNA polymerase II-specific. The record is from RefSeq and is a predicted model, not a curated record. Gene Ontology annotation, biological process: regulation of transcription by RNA polymerase II; positive regulation of gene expression.
CAACUGUGGAGGGAGUAGGUUAUUGCCCAGCCUAGCCUGAAGACAGUUAGUUACUGAUUGAGGAACCUGAGAGUUGAACUGAGGGUUGUGAGGACAGCAUCGUGCGCAUUGGUUCUCGUCCCUGCUGGUCGGGGUACGAGUAGGGAGCUGGUCUCACCUAACAGAGGCGUCCAGGAGACUGCCCUCCAUGUUUUCUCUAGCUGGUGUCUUCUGCAACAGGAUGAGCAAGAUCCAGGUGGUGGAGGGAUAUAGGGUUGGAGGGAGGCAUGAGGCGGCGGGGUCUGAAGCAGCUGCUGCGCAGGGAUACGUAAAGGAGUUUACGCGCCACUCCAAUGACGUCCUGCUGAAUCUGAACGAGCUGAGGCACCAGAACAUUCUGACCGAUGCCACCCUGGUGGUGGGCACUGCCCGACUGCAGGCACACUGUGCUGUGCUCAUUGCAUGCAGUGGGUUCUUCUACUCCCUGUACUCCCGUCGUGUGUCCUCUCCUGGAUGGAGUGGUGCUGGAGGCCAGGCCCUGACCCUGUCACUCCCUGACUCCCUGGACCCCUCCAGCGUCUCCCUGGUCCUGGACUUCAUGUACACCUCCCAGCUGCCACUCACGCCACGCACAGUCCCCGGAGUGCUCUCCGUCGCCACCUACCUGCAGAUGGACCACGUGGCUGACGCCUGCAGAGCUUUCAUGUUACACAGUGAGAGGAUGAGAGGGACGCCCCCUCAAAUGAAGCUGGACUCCACGGUGUCUGUAAUGUCUGCAGCACUCUCAGGGGGAGCUCCUCUUAAUCCCCCUGUCAAUGGAAGACCCCGCCCAUCUGUCCUCGUUGUCUCCACCCCCUCCCAGUCCGCAGCGGAGGCCGAGGGUCGUAUGUGUCAUGACUCGGCCAGGGUCCCUGGAAACUUCCGGGCCUGUCUGCAGCCAGGGACUUUCCUGACCCGCGAGCCCAGGUCAAAGGAACUAAAGCAGGAGCCUGAAUCACCCAUCCUGGCUUCCACCCCAUCUCCAGACAGCCCGUCUCGCUCCAGCUGUCAGCCCAACUCUCCUGCGGAGUCCAACACCUGUAAUCUAGGUGAACCCAAGCGCAACCCUGACCCCAAAGCCUGCAACUGGAAGAAAUACAAGUACAUUGUCCUCAACCCCCUAUGUGCUAAAAACACAAUGAAGGAGGAGGAGCCUGAGGAGGGCCGGCAGCAGCUUGACCACAUCCCCACCUCUGAUAGGAUGGAAGUGACAUUGAAGCCACCUAUGGAGGCGUGGCCAAGGGAAGGAUCCGGACAAAAUGAAAGGUUUGUCACUGACAAUAUUCUUUCCUCCUGCUAUGAUGUCCCUGUGCAGCCCUCCCUGGUUCCCCACCCAGGGCUGCCAGCCCACCCUGUGGAACCCCCCAUGGAGCCCCCCACCCACAAGGAAGGAACAGUCUUGCCUUGCUGUCUGGCACCACACCCAUUGGAGCCAGAGGCCGCCCACCACUGCCAACACCCAAUUAAGCGUGAGAAUUACGGCUUGCCAUUCUGUUACUCCGGCAACCUGAGCGUGAUAAAGACUACCUGCACAGCCCCCAUUGUAGGAGACAAGCCUUAUCGCUGCAACGUGUGCGGUGCCCAGUUCAACCGGCCCGCCAACCUGAAGACGCACUCCCGCAUCCACUCCGGAGAGAAGCCCUACCGCUGUGAUACCUGCGGGGCCCGAUUCGUUCAGGUGGCCCACUUGCGAGCCCAUGUUCUGAUUCACACGGGGGAGAAGCCUUAUCCCUGUCACACCUGCGGCACUCGCUUCCGUCACCUGCAGACCCUGAAGAGUCACCUGCGCAUUCACACUGGAGAGAAGCCUUACACUUGUGAGAAGUGUGACCUGCACUUCCGCCACAAGAGCCAGCUGCGUCUCCACCUGAGGCAGAAGCAUGGCGCCGUCACCAACACCAAGAUCCGCUACAAGGUCCUGACCGACCCCUACCAGCCCAUCCUGCAGGCCUGUUGACGGUCCUCCCUUUGACCCAUAACCUUUAACCCCUUACCAUAACCCCACAGAUACCAAGAACAACCCCAACAUUUAUGUCAAUCAAAUCAUGAUUGUUUAUCAGUUUCCACCCUGGUUUCUCCUGUGUUGUUAUUGUCCAUGGCUCUGUCCCAAAUGGCAGCCUGGGCCUGGUUGCAUAAAACACCUUAAGUUCCUUUUCCCCUUAUCUGUUCACUUACAGUUUUCUUAACUUUAAAUCAGUUGAACAAAACAUUUUAAAAAGUGAAUUUCUCCCUUAAAUUAAGUGAAAAAGUUAAUGGUGCCCAUGAGGUCCGUUAACUGCUUCAUUCAGUUUGGAUAUCAAUGUAAACAGAUUUUGUGGAUGUGAAUGUUACUUUCAUCUGCUCUGGUUACAAAAGGAAAACGUCAACCAGCUAGCUACUUAGCUAAACAAUGGAAGGUGCACGAUCCAUGGCUACAAAAGGAAAACGUCAACCAGCUAGCUACUUAGCUAAACAAUGGAAGGUGCACGAUCCAUGGCUACAAAAGGUAGCUGGCUAGUUAGCUAUAGCUACUCUGUUAACUAGCUUGAAAUACUAGGAAGUAAUAUAAACAAGUUGAGAAAAAAGUAACAAGAAACUAGGUUUAUUAUCUUCUGAAGCAAUUAAGUUCCAUUUUGAUAUCUCACAAAAUGAAAAUGACCUCUUUGACGAGAGGUUAAGUCAGUGAAUCAGACUAAGCCCAUGGUAACCAGAUACUCUGCCUGCCAUACAUGCCUUUAAAUUACAGUAAAAAGAAAAUAUUUGAGGGGCUCUAUGCAACACCUUUAAACAAUUCCCUUAGGCAAGGGACAAUUAUUUCUUAAUGUAAAGCCUUAAGGGAAACACUUAAUGUUUUAUGCAAACGAACCCUGUACAUUAUAUAGUGCACUACUUUUGACAAGGGCUCAUGGAGCCUACAGGAAUAGGAUGCCAUUCAAAACUGCCUGGCCCCAUCAAAACUGCCUGAUUGAGAGCUCAGCCUCGCCCCUCAAAAACAUGAGCUCAAGUAUGUUUCACUCAAGUAUGUUUCACUCACUGGCUAGAGGGGCCAUUAUAAACACAUAUACAUGACUAGUUGUAAGCCAAUCAAACCAUGAUGUUGUAAAGGAUUUGUGGAAAGGCGGCCGGCGCCAGAGAUCGGAGCUGGUAUGUAGAUAGAGGAGAGGCAUUGUCAUCCUAAGGUAUUGAGCUGGAGGCGGUCUCAGGCCGCUUUAAGCGUUAGGUGGAUAACAUGUCAAGAGAGCUGUCGAAAGUUACUGGGAGAGUAUGAUAUGUUUUUGUAUCCAAGGAGGUGCUUUGAAAAGUUGAGAGUUUGGAGGUUAUGAGUAGAGAGUGAUUGAGACACAGACAGAGCUAGACGAGAAGGGAGAAAAUGAGGAUGAAGGACUAAGGAGUGUGGCUAGAAGAGAAAAUACAUUUGACAUGGUUGGUUGGAAUCAUGAGAUGAGGAAUGGACUUUAUUAGAGUGACGGAAAGAAUGUUAUAGUAAGUUGUAGAGUUGAAUAGAGCAAGUGAAAGAAAGUUCUGCGACAAUGCUUUGUUUAUUUUCAAGUGCUACAGCUCAUUUUUAGGGACCGGGACACAUUGUUGAGUAUUUGAGAUGGCAAUGCCACAAAGAUGUCAUUGCAUAACAAUACAGAGAUAGGUAAUAAUGCCCUAAGAACAAAGGUAAUAAUGCCCUACGAACAAAGGUAAUAAUGCCCUACGAACAAAGGUAAUAAUGCCCCAAGCACUAACGUGUGAAUAGACUACCCCGACUGUGUCAGCUUUAAAUAGCUUUUUAACUAAUGUUUAUUUUUUACACACUAAAACCAAAGGCCUGGGGCCUUUGUCUAAUGUAUAUGACAGGUGUCAUAUAAGAUAAGAUGUUUUGCCCAUUACAUCCGUUCUGUAUUUUUCUAAAGGUUUUUAUUUAAAAUGGCAGACUAUAACUUGUCAUCAGUGCAGAGUCCGAGCAGGCAAAGGACUUCCGUCUCUUGUGUAUGAAGGAAUAUCUUCUCUCAGAGCAUAAAAGCUAGAUAAUGAGACUGUAAAAAUGGAUGAGAGAUGAUAUUGAUAUUUGAAAAUGUAUGGUGUUCUUUUGCUGGACAAAGACAAGGACUGUUUUAUACUAAUUAAAUUAAAUUGAUUGACCUUAACUACAAA